Molecule: messenger RNA, 2957 nt
Organism: Thalassophryne amazonica
Lineage: Eukaryota; Metazoa; Chordata; Actinopteri; Batrachoidiformes; Batrachoididae
Exons: 7
Coding region: 113-1738 (541 amino acids)
Biological process (GO): intracellular zinc ion homeostasis; zinc ion transmembrane transport; detoxification of zinc ion
Cellular component (GO): endoplasmic reticulum; Golgi apparatus
Molecular function (GO): zinc ion transmembrane transporter activity; calcium channel inhibitor activity
Source: RefSeq, a predicted model, not a curated record
GCGGGUGAAGAAGGAUAAGUGAGGACGAUCCCGGCACACCAAGCUUCUCUCCUCUGGCCCACCCUGUCUUGACUCACAUGACUGAGAUUAGAGGAGUGUGGACAAACGCUGAAUGACUUCUCCACACACUCGUGUCUCACGGUUGGCCAGAGCUCGUCCACUUUCCCAGGUUGCAGAUAUGAGGGUGUUAAACAGGUGCAUGCUGGGAGUGACCGUGCUGCUCCUGAUGUGUGAGGUCAUCAUCAGUCAGCUCUGUAAGUCCCUUAUCACCAUGGUGGACGGGUUCCACACACUGUACCUCCUCAUACGCAUGGCUCUCCCUCCUCCUGCAAGCAUCCAAAAAGCUGCACCAUCUCCUCCAUGUGACAACUCCUCUUUAUCACAGCGACCUUCCACCUCUUCUGCUGCCCUCCACUGUGGUCUGUCUUACAGAAACACCAGGAUUCAGACUGUGGGUUUUUUUAUUUCUGCUCUCUUCCUCAACUUUCUGUCUAUUGCUUACUGUAUGGAGAUCCUCUGCUUCAUCCAACAUCCACACCCAGUACAGCGCCCCCUUGUCCCCGUGGUGAUUGCAACAUUCAGUCUGCUCCAGAAGAUGCUGAUGCUCAGGCUGAGCUUGGGUCAGCAGAUGGGCGACAAGGAAACCAAAUCUGACCUCGAAGUGAGCGGUAAAGUCUCUGCUGAAGAUGAAGCUGACUCCCAGGCCAAGCAGGAACGAGUCCUAGAGGUCCAGUCCACUGUGAACAGCUCGCUCCAUAACGGCAUGCUCGCCAUCUGUAACCUGGAGUCAUCCAGUGACCAUGACCGAAACGCCCAAACCCCAGACCCACAGCUGGGGGUUCACCUGUGUAAGGCAGCCGGAGAGACAGAACCAACCCGAACCACCUGGGACCGCUGGGACUGUGAAGCAGUGAGCAGAGUCUCAGAUAUGAAAACCUGCACAUAUGGGCUUCAGUCAGCCUGGUGUAAAGACAAUACCUACAUCAGAUGUCUCAAAAGUCAAAGUACAGCUGAACUCUUCAUGUCAUCUUGUUCCACUGAGAGGUCAUUACCCGACAGUUUGAGUCCAGCUUGUCUCCCGUCAUUCAUCACGGUCACUCAGAACCUUUGGUCGUCUGUUCUGGCUCUGAUCAGCAGCUUGGUGAUGCUGCUGCUCGGUCCAGGUUGCUGCGACCACCUGCUCUAUCUGGAUCCUGGACUGUCCCUUCUGUCCGUGGUCGUGCUGCUGGCCAUUGCUCUUCCACAGCUCCACAGAUACGGUCUGAUACUGAUGCAGGCCACACCUCCAGACAUCUGUGUGUCUGAUCUCCAGCACUUGAUUUUGAGUGUGCCUGGUGUGCAGGCUGUGCACGAACUGCACGUCUGGCAGUUGAGGGAUUCGUGCACAGUGACCUCUGUGCACAUACGCUGCCACGCUUGGUUUCCAGCAAACAGGUGUGCUGAUGUGAUGUCGGGGGUCACGAAGGUGUUGCAGAAUGCAGGCGUGAGCUGCUGCACUGUACAGCCGGAGUUUCCCGCCUGCUCCUCGCCCAAAGACAAAUUUGCUGUCGGCUCCCCGGCAAUCCACAGAGAGGCGCUCUCGUUGACCGCAGUGCUGGCCUGCAGCCUCUCCUGUGGAAACGCCUGCAGGGGGAAAAUGUGUUGUUCCGCCAUGGCAGAGGAGUGCAGGGACCCACUGGAGGCUCCGGCUGGAGAAACAGACAAAGAGACGCUGGUCAUCAACAACGCCUUCCUCUGAUGUUCAACAGCAGGUCAACGUCGACCAUCUCCAGUCAAACAGCAAAACAAAGUUUUGGGAAAAUAGUUUUUGUCAGUUUUAUUGAUGUAAAGAAGUCUGGAGGUGAAGUAGGGACACCACAGCUCCAGUGGGUUUGUGUUCUUGAACAAUGAUCUCAUGUUAGAAAUAACAACAUAAUGCAAACCUCGUUACAGGUAAAGAAAGACAUGAGAGACAUCAAACUUUCCUAAUUUCACUGUCUUACGAUCUACAACAGAGCGACUGAAAUUUAACUAAGGUAUUUUAAAGUUUUUUAUCCCGUUUUAUAAAUGUGAGCGCUUAAGUUGGAUAGCACGUUUCACUUCCUGUGGGACGAUCAUGUAUAGCUGCUUUAACUGGAUCUAUUUCCAUUCAGCUACAGUACAUAAAUCAAUAAAUCUGAUGAUCAAAAUUGUCCAACCUCAAAUCAGAAAAAGUUGGGAGAAUGUGAAAAAUGUAAAUUAGAAAAUAAAUUCAUUUUUAAAAAGCAGUGAUUUUUUUUUUUUUUUUUUUUUUUGCAUUUACUUUGACUUUUGUUUCAUUGCAGUAGUUGUUAACCCCAUAUAGUUUGAAGACAAAGUUGCAAUGGAGUUUAUGAAUUUUCUUAAUGGAUGGCUUUUUGUAACGUCAGUCACGCCCAUAGUAUUGAGUACCACCAACUUGUACUAAGCACCAAUAAAGUUUCCUUCCCUUACCAAGUAGACCAUGUCCCUAUGUCUUCCACAAUAUAGGAACGCUCAGGGGCUGUAUGUUUUAAGUCCUGUUCACUUGAAAAGCCCUGCUUCCUCUCUGAAUGUAACGUCAGUGACAGUGGAAUUGCCUUGUUGCAUCCCCAACUCCUGGCUCCAUGUCAGAAUGGAGCAGAGAAGUAGAGGAAACUGGAUCAAAUCUAGGCUUGGGUUUCCAAUGUGCCUUCUAGCAAAGUGCGGCUUACAUGUCACAUGUUGAUUCUUAAACUUCUAGGAGAGUUACUUCUGUGACUGGAUCAAAUAUUCAGCAUUGAUACCAAAAUAUGAUGCAAAAAUCCAUACAAGAUGUAAAAUUUCCCCAAUUUAGAUUAAUUCACCAUCUGAAUGUCAGACCUCUGAGAGUGAAGCAUUUCUUCAAGUGUUCCAAAGUUAAAGUAUCAGGUGUUAUUUUCUGUCAUAUCUGCUGCCUGCACAUAUCCAGUGUAUUUAUUGAAAUAAAAAUAUAAUCACAG